Beta vulgaris subsp. vulgaris (sugar beet) is the source of this 2136-nucleotide messenger RNA. RefSeq lists its product as uncharacterized. Bases 1 to 2136 code for a protein of 711 amino acids. The transcript has a single exon. The record is from RefSeq and is a predicted model, not a curated record. NCBI's taxonomy places the organism in Eukaryota, Viridiplantae, Streptophyta, Magnoliopsida, Caryophyllales, Amaranthaceae.
AUGGGGAAUGAGGAGGAAGAGGAGGAAGAAGCGCAAGAUACAGAGGUCCAGCAACAAUCCUCUCAGCCAAGAAAGGGGAAUGAAUACCGGCGCAGAGCACUAGUAUCCUUGCGAAAUUCGCCAAUCUCCACCGCUAUUCUGCAAGAGCCCAUGGAAAAGAUUAAGAUGCCGACCUAUAAGUAUGAUGGUAAAACUGAUCCGGAAGACCACAUAUCGGUCUAUGAAGGGCACAUGUUGCUAUAUACCGAUACGGAUUCGGUAUGGUGUAAGGUGUUCCCCUCUACUCUGGCAGGGCUGGGACAGACAUGGUUCAAGAGCAUACCUCCGGCAACUGUCUUUGACUUCCGCCAGCUCACAUCCAUGUUUGUGAUGCAUUUCGUAAGUAAUAAGCGGCGCGAAAAAACAACCGGCGAGCUAAUGUCCAUCAAGCAAGUAGAGAAAGAAAGACUGAGAGACUAUGUAAGGCGUUUUAAUGACGAAGCAGUCACGAUCCCGACCCUACAGCAAGAGGUGGCAGUUUUAGCCCUCAUGACCGGAUUAAGAGAAGGAACCCCCUUCAGAAGUUAUCUGGGACGGAAGAAAAUGACAUGUCUCACAGAUGUCCUGAGCAACAAUGACUUCAUUAGGGGGGAAGAAUUCGACAAAGCGGCAAAUGCUAAAAGGCCAGCAGUAGUGGAUAAGGAUAAGGAUAAGGAAAGAGACAGGGAGCACCGGGAUGAUAAAUACCGUAAGGACAGGAAGUCUGACACCUCCAGCAAAAGGGAAGAAAAUAAUUCUGUGAAAAAGGGCUUUGAGGGCAGACCGGACAAAUAUAACAAUUACACUCCCCUGACAACAUCCCGGGCUCGGAUAUUCGUGUUACAUAAUAAGGACGAUAAAUGGCGCAUGCCAAAGAAAAUGUACUACCAAGGGAGAGAUAAGUCCAAAUGGUGCGAGUUCCAUGAUGAUUACGGUCACAAGACGGACGACUGCAGGGAUCUUAUGGACGGGAUCGAAGACCUCAUUAGGAGAGGUUAUUUUACUUUGUACCAGGCAAAGGCCGAUCGCAAAACUCCCCCUAGAGAGGAUGAGAACAGCAACAAAAGGCCGGUAAAAGACAGGAUCACUGAAAUCCAUGUCAUUAGUGGAGGACCGACAAGAGGCGGUAGCAUCCACGGGGCUAAGGCCAGUCUAAAGGAAGUUCGGCACCAGGUGAACUAUCACAACACCAGGAAAUGGCCGGCACCUCCCUCGAUGUCGUCCGUAGCUUUCACAUCAAAAGACGCCAAGGGGAUCAUCUACCCCCAUGAUGACCCUUUGGUAGUAUCUCUACAGAUAUCCACCGCAAUAGUUCAUCGCGUACUGGUCGACGGAGGAAGCUCUGCUAACAUCCUAUACAAAAAGACAUUUGAGAAAAUGGGCUUCGAUAAAGCAUGCCUAAAACCGGUCUCUUACCCGGUUAUCGGCUUAACAGGAGCAUCUAUCGUCCCAGAAGGGACUAUAAAGCUGGCAGAAAAGUUGGGAGAAGGGACCCAUUCCAGGGACCUCAUGGUGGAAUUUCUCGUUGUUGACGUCCCAGCGGCGUACAACGCCAUUAUCGGAAGACCGCUGAUUCACGACGCUCAGGCCGUCGUUUCAACAUACCAUCUUACCAUGGUCUACACCUCCAGUGACGGUAAUCCCGAAAAACUCAGGGGAAAUCAGGAAUCGGCAAGGGCUUGCUAUCUCACUGCGCUCAAACACUCUGACCACAAGCGCCCGGCCGAUACACCGCCGUCGGAAAGAAAAAGAAGAAGGCUGGAAAAUAAAGCCAAGAAGGAUUUGUCUAUGGAAAACUUCGAGGCAAGCCAAGAAGGAGAGACGGAAGAAAUAAGCUUAGAAGAGGAAAGGCCGGAAAGAACAGUGAAGAUUGGGGCCGAUUUGGCAGAAGGAGUUAAAGUUAACCUGAUCUCUCUGCUGAGGGGCCAUGCCGACAUAUUCGCUUUCUCUGGAGACGAAAUGCCGGGCAUUGACCCAGAGUUCAUGGUGCAUCGGUUGAAUGUGAACGAAGAUGUCAGGCCGGUAAAGCAGAAGAAGCUUAACUUUUCUGCUGAAAUGAACGCAGCCAUAAAGGAAGAAGUGGAUAAGUUGCUGGCAGCAGACUUUAUAGAGCCUUAA